Pelmatolapia mariae (spotted tilapia) is the source of this 2622-nucleotide messenger RNA. RefSeq names its product glutamic--pyruvic transaminase (gene gpt). Gene Ontology annotation, molecular function: L-alanine:2-oxoglutarate transaminase activity; pyridoxal phosphate binding. The record is from RefSeq and is a predicted model, not a curated record. NCBI's taxonomy places the organism in Eukaryota, Metazoa, Chordata, Actinopteri, Cichliformes, Cichlidae. The transcript is spliced from 11 exons. Gene Ontology annotation, biological process: biosynthetic process. The coding region runs from base 362 to 2044 and encodes 560 amino acids.
AUUACACAAAAAGGGGAGGGGUACGCUCGCUGGCGGCCGUGUUGUUAAAUAUGCACCGCCUAAGAAAAAAGUCCCAGUGAAAACUUUGUGUAGUGUAUUAUAAUACAGUCGUAUUUUGUCACCACCCUCAGAUUCUGACGCAAUAUUUUUUUUUGUCGAAACCUCCCAUUAACUUCAGCGCGUGCUAAAGGUUCGACUGUGUGCGCGCGGAGUCGUUUUUAGGAUCUCGGCAGUCACUCCUCUUGCUCAACUUUAUUUUCACUCCUUCUCUCUCCGGUGAAGCAACCGGCGCGGUACAGCUCGCUGUGCCCGCAGAAGCGUUUUCUAAAGUCGCUCGGCUGUUUUGAAAGAGUCUGGUAACAUGUCAGCCGCUCGGAUGCAGGUGCUCUCCUCCAGAAACGUCCGGCUUUUAAGCCGCGGGCGGAACGAGGUGUUAGCAGGUAGAAGCGGAGCGCAGCGGCCCGGCGGCGACCCCAGGACCCGCUCACUGACUUGUCCCCCUCUGUCAUCCUCCUCUUCUCCCGGCAGAGCCCUAUCGAGUUUGAGUGCGACGCGGCGUGGACUUCCCAAAGAGAAAAUGUCCGAGAACGGGAUCAUGUCCCGGGCCAAGGUGCUGACCAUCGACACCAUGAACCCCACGGUGAAGAAGGUGGAGUACGCCGUGCGGGGACCCAUCGUACAGCGCGCCGUGGAGCUAGAGAGGGAGCUCUCAGAGGGAAUGAAGAAGCCCUUUGCAGAGGUCAUUAAGGCCAACAUUGGUGACGCGCAUGCUAUGGGCCAGCAGCCAAUCACUUUCUUCCGACAGGUCCUGGCGCUCUGCUCCUACCCUGAACUGCUGAGUGACAGCACAUUCCCAGAGGAUGCUAAAAGUAGAGCAUGCCGCAUUCUGCAGUCUUGUGGCGGGAACAGUAUGGGUGCCUACAGUGCCAGUCAAGGCAUAGACUCUGUGCGUCAGGACGUGGCCCGUUACAUUGAACGACGGGAUGGCGGUGUGGCCUGUGACCCAGAUAACAUUUAUCUCACCACAGGAGCCAGCGACGGCAUUGUGACAAUGCUGAAGCUGCUGGUGUGUGGCGAAGGUACAACCCGUACCGGUGUUAUGAUACCCAUACCUCAGUAUCCCCUGUAUUCAGCUGCACUGGCCGAACUGGGCGCUGUGCAGAUCGACUAUUUCCUUAAUGAGGAAAAGUGCUGGAGCCUGGACAUCACUGAGCUGCAGCGUGCUGUAAAUGAGGCCAGGCAGUACUGCAACCCCCGAGCCUUAUGCAUCAUCAACCCUGGAAACCCCACAGGUCAGGUUCAGAGCAGACAGUGCAUUGAGGAUGUAAUUCGAUUCGCUGCAAAGGAACGUCUCUUUCUCAUGGCUGAUGAGGUGUACCAGGAUAAUGUGUAUGCUGAGGGAUGCCACUUCCACUCCUUUAAAAAGGUCCUGUUUGAGAUGGGGCCCGAGUACGCAGAAACAGUGGAACUGGCGUCUUUCCACUCAACCUCCAAGUGUUACAUGGGAGAGUGCGGCUUUCGUGGGGGCUACAUGGAAAUCAUCAACAUGGACGAUGAAGUGAAGGACCAGCUCACCAAGCUGCUGUCAGUUCGUCUAUGCCCUCCUGUUCCUGGUCAGGCUCUAAUGGACCUGGUGGUUAACCCUCCACAGCCUGGGGAACCUUCUUAUGGCAGCUUUAUCAAGGAACGCACAGCCACAUUAAGUGCCUUAGCAGAAAAGGCCAAACUUACAGAGCAAGUUCUCAACACGGUCCAAGGCAUCAGCUGCAACCCUGUGCAGGGUGCUAUGUACUCCUUUCCUCGCAUAACCAUCCCUGAAAAGGCUGUCAAAGAGGCCACGGAAAAGGGACAGCAGCCAGACAUGUUUUAUUGCAUGAAGAUGUUGGAGGAAACAGGAAUCUGCCUCGUACCUGGCAGUGGUUUUGGCCAAAAAGAUGGGACCUACCAUUUCAGAAUGACCAUCUUGCCACCGACCGACAAGCUGAAGAUCCUCCUCAACAAAGUCAAAGAGUUCCACCAGAGAUUCACCCAGCAGUAUUUUUAAGUUCCCGCAUUUUUCCCGCUCCAUUCACAAAAGGAGGAGCUUGCCAAACACAACAAAAAGUAUCAGCCGACCAGAAUUUCAUCUGUUACUAUUAAGUGCCUUCUCUGCGGUGGCUCUGGUAGUCUCUGUGAUGACGCACUCCAACCUCUAUAGCUGUCACAUUUAGACAUUUGCAGAAUUUUGUCUUAAGGCGCUGUUUGUGCCAAAAAAAAAAGAAGGAAAAAAAAAGAGGUGCGAAAUUAAAUUAAAUCAGAGAUCUGUGUCCUUUUCUUUUUUUUGGUGCAACAUGGCUUAAUCUAUUAUCUGUGUCGUUUUUGAAAGAUGUAUAUACUCCAGGUCUGUAACUUUCGUUUUGCUAAAUGGCUUGACUCUGUGUCUUGAGUUAUAAAGAAGGUGCAACGAAGAAUGAAGAAAAGAGUGAUGCUGCUUAGAAACUGAGAAUGUGUAAAACACAGUGGUUAAAAUAUUCCACUUCUGUAGGCUUUGCUCAACUGGAAGAAUAUGCUGAAAAAGCUCCUUUUGCAUGAUGGUUCGGUAGUAAGUAAUUUGGUAGUGUCAAAAUAAAUGUAAUGCUCUGA